GCCAGUCAGCGUUCCAAAACGUCCAGUGUGGGGUCGUAAUACGCGGUGUCUAGAUAAAAACAGAGAACUGUGAGGAAAGUUUGACCCAAAGGUUGAUAUCAGUUGGCAGUUCGCGGACCGUGAAAGGCGUGGACAGUGAGCCGUGUGGUGCCUCGUUUCGCGAGCGUGGUGGCGCGUCGCUUGGCCGGUUUUCAGUGAAACCGGCGAGUUCCGGGAUCCGUCUGCGUGCUGACGGAACAGCGGGGCAGCGGCGCCGGGCGGCGGCAUUUGGCGAGCCUGUCAGUGUGGUGAGCGUGUCCGGAGUGCCGUGCACGGGACGCAGGUGGAAGUAGUUAUCGCGGAAAGGACUGGAACUGUGCCAGCUCUCGGGGGCAUAAACGAGGAUUAGUGACAGUCGACGUGCCAGUAGCGCCGGGCUGUGACAGGAGGGUGGGCAUGGCUCGCUCAUCCAGCCGGGUUUUGAAAAGGACGCUUCCCAUGCGGUGCCUCUCGACAAUGGGCGUCGCAGUGACCUUGGUUUUCGUUGUCGCGGUGGCCAGCGCGCAGACCCAGGACAGUAGGAUUGUCUUCAACGGACCCACAGACACCUCGUCGAACUUGACAAAACGCAUCCAGGUCAACCUAGCCGCCAACAACUACCCAGAUUGUCCGUGGCACGUGUGUGAGCGCGAGGGUCGCCAGCCGCGGAGGAAGGAGGACUGGUACCUGCUCGGCUGCUACUGUGACAAUGCCUGUGGCAUGUUCGGGGACUGCUGCCGUGACGCAGACCGAGCUGCUGAAACGCCCAGGAGUGACGUGAAGUGUAUGCCGUUACGUCAGUACACGGGGGUGUACGUGGUGUCGGAGUGUCCGACCGAAUGGCCAAAGGAUGAGGUGAGGCAGAUGUGUGAAGUCGGCUCUCCGGAGAAUCUCCAGGCACAGGCGCUUGUGACAAACCGGCGCACUGGUCUCACCUACCGCAACUGGGCGUGUGCGCUGUGCCACGAGGACACCGACGAAGCCGUCUCGUGGCCCACGAGACUCGAGUGCCCCACGGCGAGCAAGGGUGCGAACGUGACGUUGAAGGACUUGGGCGGUGGCCAGUGGGGACUGAGUCAGAUGCUUAACGACACGGAGGUGGUCCAUGCGUGUUUCGUGGACCCGUUCAUGCCAGAGACCGUGACGGAUGUUGUGCGUCACUGUCAGCCGCUUGUGGACAGCUGCCCAGAGUCCUGGAACGAUCCUGAAGUCGCCGAACUCUGCGGCGCCUACACUGCCAAGGCGUUCGACUCUGAAGUCAGAGCUGCAAUCCAUGAUGCAGACAAACUGUCGUUUCGCAACCCGCACUGUGCACUCUGUAACGGAGUGAAUGCUGUUGACAUGAUAUGCGAUAUGGAGCUCGGGCAGCGAGGUCUUAUUCGCCGCGAUUUCAAUGUGCAGGCGUUUACCAUAUUGCUGGAUGUGACUGAAGACACCGGGAGUAACAUUGUCGGUGCAAAAACGGUGUGUGAUGAUGGUGAAUUUUGGGACCAGGCAUUCAUCAAAUGCCGUUCCUUAUCUUGUGACGAGGGUUUCAAGCUAGAGAACAAUGUGUGUGUGGCAGAAAAGAAGUCGAGAACGGGCAAACCCAAUGGUAAAGGCACCAUCGUCUUCCCCGAGAACGGAAACAAUGUCAAGGAAGAUGACAACAAAACGCAAGAGGCCGUCGACUUCCAGCGCUGCCCAAAGAUCUAUCUCUCACCUGGUGAGUUCAUCGAGCGUCCUGACGGCACCGUGUUGGUGGAACAGUACGAGCUCAUCUUCAGGCAUGGCGAGUUCGAGAUGCGUCAAGGGGAGCUGGCCAUCUGCUCGGUAGCCUCCGACUUCCGCAAGUUCGACUAUGCCCUGACGAUUCUCUCGCUGGUGUUUCUUGCUGGUUCCAUCUUCUGCCUGUGCUGUCACCUGGUGCUCUUCUGCCUAGUGCCGGACUUGAGGAAUCUCUCCGGUAAGAACCUGGCAUCACUCUGCGUGUGUCUCCUGCUGGGAUACGUUUGCUUUGUGACCUCACCGUUCGAGACGGCGGGCAGCGAAGGAUGUCGCACUCUCGGCAUCGUCAUGUACACCGCCUUCAUUGCGUCCUUCCUCUGGAUGAACGUCAUGGCCUUCGACGUGUUCAUCACCUUGAGGCAAGCGAUGACUGAGCUACGCGUCACCUCCGGUCGUCAUCGGAAGCGCUACCUUCUCUACCUGCUGUACGUCUGCGUCCUGACGGCAGCUCUGGUGGCCGCCGCUGUCGGAACUGACUCCUCAGCCGACCCGACCAGUGCCUACCGCCCUGCGUUCGGAGAGAGGGUCUGCUGGUUCAGCCGCCGCCGAGCCCUCAUGGUGUUCUUCGCCAUGCCGCUCAUUCUGAUCAUGGUGGCCAAUGUGGCGCUGUUUCUGGGAAGUGCCAGCGUUAUCAGAAGAACAGGGCGAGCGACGGCAUCCAUGUCUUGUGGCCCAACAAAGACAAAUCUGCGCUUAUACAGCCGCCUGGCCACCAUCACUGGCCUCUCGUGGCUGGUGGGUCUGGUCGCCACCUGGCUCGACUUCCCGCCGCUCUGGUACGCGUUCGUCGUCCUGAACACCCUGCAGGGCGUCUUCAUCUUCAUCUUCUUCACGCUGGCGGAUCGGGUCAGGGACCGGAUCAGACGUGAUCUGUCCCGGUACUCCCGGUGGCAGGCGGGUGGUAAGGUGGAUGAUGUGCCAGGGUCGGAGCCUGGUCUGCCGUGUACUGACUCAACAGGACUACAGCUGACUGACAGCAGGCCCACCGACGGCUGCUGAACGAACAGCUGCUGAACGUCAAGAACUGACAAUUGUUCAGCCGAGAGCUGAACGUCAGUUUUGGAAACUAUGCAGACGUCAGCGACUGAGAGACAGCCGUUGAGAAGCAGCAGCUCAAGAGCAGCUCACCGACAGUCGGCCAAACGACAGCGUCUACCGACAUCAACCGACAGCAGGCAGUCACCCGGCCGACAGCGGAUCUAACGACAGUCGACAUCCCUGGCAGUCGUUAGUCUAUCGACAGUGACCAACAGCAUCCGACACUGCAGCAUGCAUUGCUGACUGAAUCACAUCUGUGCUUGCAGACGGCGCCCAGCGGCUGACUGAGGCGGCAGUGUCUGACUGAAGGGGCGAGGAAGACACUCGGCUGUGUCCUCUGUGAUGUUAAAUGGUGUGCGUCUGUGAUGGAUACUCGCCUUCCCGCCUCUCCGGAUGCUUUGUCGUCAUUAGACGCCAGGUUUUCACCGUCCUCACCGCUUUUUCCACAUCUACUGUAGAAUCCGGCCUUUUCCCAGAUCGACCGUAAGAAUCAGCCGAUAGCAGGGGGAUGCGUGGCUUUUAAAGGAACUUUAUGAGUCACAGGACUUUUGUUAUGCUUAGUCGAGUGUUCAGGAUAACUGGGGUGCGUUUGAAUGCGGGCAGCUGAAUCACUAGCAAGAGCUCACGAAGUACACGAUGUGUGAUUUACUUGCUCAGCUGGAAUGAAGAUUCUGGUAAAACUCGUCGCGUUGGACAUUGACUCGCCUGAAGCAGCUCGCAGUUGCUCAAUUUGAUUGGGUUCGAUGUGUUUGGUUUGACCAGUCAGAAGUGUGCUUGCACCGCGCCGGUGUUUUGUGCUUGUGUGUGCGAGUAGACAAUAAGGUGUCCGCAGUGUACUAAUAACCGCUGUCGAAGAAUGGCAUGGAUAUUGUCGGUCUUCCUAGUGAAGAUUGUGGCUUUCUUGACUUAGGCUGUAAACGAGGAUCAAAAUGUUUGCAUUCACUUCAGACAAUGCUCGCUUUCUAGGAUGUGUUUGAUGUUAUUCAUAUAAGGAAAUGUCCCCAAU
Molecule: messenger RNA, 3829 nt
Organism: Amphibalanus amphitrite
Lineage: Eukaryota; Metazoa; Arthropoda; Thecostraca; Balanomorpha; Balanidae
Exons: 3
Coding region: 436-2784 (782 amino acids)
Biological process (GO): G protein-coupled receptor signaling pathway; cell surface receptor signaling pathway
Cellular component (GO): membrane
Molecular function (GO): G protein-coupled receptor activity
Source: RefSeq, a predicted model, not a curated record